Messenger RNA from Symbiodinium pilosum, 768 nucleotides. Lineage: Eukaryota; Dinophyceae; Suessiales; Symbiodiniaceae. The record is from the annotation of a GenBank genome assembly.
AUGAGCUUACAGUGCUUUGUGCCGUGGACGGCACAUGAGGCUAUCUCCCUGUGUUUGCCAGAUGCUCUUCAGUUUGUCGCAGAAUCGACCAAGUCAGUUCUGGGUAUGGAUGUGCCCAGCUGCAGAGAACCUUGCGCGCUGCCAGUGGUGUUUGGAGCGGGGAUGGCAAGCACCACCUGCUCAUUAUAUUACGUCGGCACAACAUGGCCUGGAACAUUGGGCAUUUUAUUCCCUUCUUCGUCCUGGCAGAUUUCCAUCGUCAUGGGCAGCCUUGCAUGUGUCUCAUCGGCCUGCUUCCUGCACUGUCAGGCUACAAUCGUGGGCUGUCGAGGAGAUCUGAGUGGCAGCAAUCAUCAGAGGCUUCUAGCCGCAGGUGCGAUGCUUUACGCAAACCUCACAGCUAUGCCGAUCUUUGCCCAUGCUGCCAUGCUGAACCCAAAAUUCAAGCUCCUCCUGCUGGUGAACAAGCUCAGCUUUGCUGGGAGCUCUUUCCAAUUCAGAGAAAGUAUUCGCCGGGCGGGUGGGGACCUUGUCAAGGCCAGAGGCUCAUCAGAUCGCCCUCGCAGGCAGACACUUUCCCACUUCCUUUGGCAGGAGUUUGAGCUUGGUGUUGAAGCAACUUGUGCAGCAUUGUCAAUCGAUGCCCCUGCAUCAGCUGGGAGAGCGGUCCUUGCAAAUGCGUGCAGCAGGGUAAUUGCCACUUUUUCUGUUGCUUGUUUGUUUUGGUGGCCAAACGGUUUUUUUGCGACCGCAUGGCCUGGUAUCUAA